GCCAACGCGUACGCGAAGCAGACGCCAGGCACCAGCCCCGCACCACUCCCCCCACCGCAGGCAGACCGCAGGAGCGACCGAGAGGUAGGGACGCGCACCAGCAGAUCCCAAGCGCACCGGCGAGGAGGAGCAGACCGGCGGCGGCGAUGGGUUUCAUCAAGGAGUUCGCGGAGAACCUGAUCCUCCGCAUGAUGGAGGACCCGGACAAGCGCGACCAGGUGCGGCGGGAGCACGUCUACCGGAUGAAGGAGCGGUGCGAGCGCACCAAGGCGGCGUGGAGCCUCCCGCUCCGCCCCUACGGCUUCUGGACCUUCGAACGCUUCAACUCUCAGCUCUCCUGGGACCCCCAGAUCAGCCAGGCCGCCGGCCGCCGCGACCCCUACGACGACCUCAUCACCCGCCACUCCGGCAGCCCGCCGUCGUCCUGAAACGCCCGUUGCCGAUUACUUUUGCCAGGAAGAUCUACUUGGGCAAAGCAAUAAGGAACUCAUUCCCUCGAACUGAUUGUGAUUCCUUUCUUUUCUGCUUGAAAGUAUUAUCACCGAACCACCCUACUUUCUGUUUAAGUUUGACAUGGAAGCUGAAGGUGAUGCGUACUUCCAUUCUCAACUUGUUGUCUUUGUAUUAUGACGUGUUUCAAUAAUCUUAUAUUGUUGGAUGGUUUGUCAUUUGCCUUGCUAUUUGGGAAACCCUUCCAGUGGCUACAGGCAUCAGUCUUAUAUUGUUGGAUGGUUUGUCAAGGGCUGAUUUUUUUAUAUAUUGUAUCUACAGUGAUUCAGGCGAGCCCUGAGAUCAUGAUCUAUAGACUUUCAUAUAC
This is a messenger RNA of Panicum virgatum (switchgrass), 817 nucleotides long. RefSeq lists its product as uncharacterized. NCBI's taxonomy places the organism in Eukaryota, Viridiplantae, Streptophyta, Magnoliopsida, Poales, Poaceae. The transcript is spliced from 2 exons. Bases 147 to 428 code for a protein of 93 amino acids. The record is from RefSeq and is a predicted model, not a curated record.